Procambarus clarkii (red swamp crayfish) is the source of this 3391-nucleotide messenger RNA. Lineage: Eukaryota; Metazoa; Arthropoda; Malacostraca; Decapoda; Cambaridae. The record is from RefSeq and is a predicted model, not a curated record.
CACUCUGCCAUUUGUUUCAUCACUGUGGCAUUUUUUCGGUUGAGACGAGUAGGAAACUGCAUCAAGCUAACGUCGUGCGAAGUAUUACCUGUGUAAAGCAUAUGAACCGCUGCCAACUGCACUAUAUCCCAGACCAUGAGUCAUGGCUGAUAUAUAUAAUGGUUUGAGACUCACCAUUGCUAUUGAAAACUGUGGAAGACGGGUCAUGUACAAGAUAUUCCUCUUAGGAACUCCCGACAAAUCUAACACUACGAACCUGAUUGAUUACCUGGAGAACUUGCCGCCUACAUCAUCAGCAAACUACUUAAAAGUCACUGAACAAAAUAAAAAGUUUGACACAACGCAAAAUGGGUUAAUUGCCAAAAGUCCAGACGGUUCAGAGUUUGAUGUAUCACUGCUUUUUCUCUGUAUCAAACUGGCUUGUGAGAAUGUGGCCCAAUUCAAUGACCCAAAAUGGUGGACCCCAAGUACAGAAAUGGAGUACUAUGUCACUGCUUUAAAGAAUAUGAGAAACUAUUCUGUUCAUGGUAAACUUGCCAUUACUGACAAUGAACUUUUGGAAAAGACAAUGGUACUUGGAGAGCUCUUAACUGGCUGUCUUAAGACAUCUGGAGAGCGGUAUGCGCUUGACAAGGCUAAAGUAAACGAGGAGAUCAGACAGGUGAAGCAUGACCUGGACCAAAUACAGCAAAAGAUUCUUGGAGAAGAAGAUUUAAUCAGAUAUUGCAGUAAAGAAAUACAUAAGCUUAUGAUUGAAGAUAGCACCGAGACACUGAAGAAGAUCUUCCACAACAUUGUUUGUAUUAACCCAGUGUCUUUCAUCACCGAUAACCUGCGUCUUGAGGCAGACAAAGUCUUUGUUGAUAUCGAAGUCAAGCAAGGAAAACAUAGAGGUGAAGGUGAACAUAUAGACUAUCGAGACCUUCUCAAAUUUGUCGAGAUCCCACUUGCACAUCCUGAUACAAGCGCUGCCUCCCAUCAACAGAGUCCACUUGCACAUUCUGCUACGAGCGAUGCCCCCGACCAACACAAUCCACUUGCACAUUCUGCUACAAGCGCUUCCUCCCACCAACAGAUUUCCUCCGCACGACCUAAAAUACUUCUGCUUGAAGGUUUGGCUGGAAGUGGUAAAACCACUCUGGUGUCAAUGGUAACACGGGAUUGGAUAAAAGAAGGUCAAGGUAAGAUAAAAGGCCUAGAUAAUUACGACCUCAUGCUAUGGGUACAAUGCAGGGACUCUACCUUACUCUCCUACCAGGACCUCCUGGACCGCUUAAUGCCAGAUGUAUCAUUAAAAUUUAGGAGCCUCUUGCCCAGAGUGCUGAAACUUUGUAAGUUGCUAAUCAUAGUCGAUGGCUUGGAUGAAAUUAAUGAAAGCUCGAGGAAACUCAUGAACAGUCUUUUACACGAAUUCAAGAAUUCUUCUAACACAGCUUUCAUGUGCACGUCACGACCGGAAAAACUUGAAAUGUUUAAGACGACGAUUCCUCCAGAAUAUGACAUAACAUUUGCUGAGCUCCGAGGCAUACUUGAGCAUCUGAUUCUCGAGUUUGUGCAUCUAAGUCACGUGGAGAUAGAGAAACAAACAAAUAGUAAACGAAGCACUGAACGACUCGUCAGAGAGGUGGAGAAAUUGAAAGGUUUUCAGGAGUACUUAUCGCUACCAAUGAACUUGAUAUUGUUAGUAUACAUCUGGGACCAGGCCCCAGACGGGCUAAACAUAGCGACUGUCACUCAAACAGAACUCUACAAUAAAAUUCAUCAUCUGUGUCAAAAAAAGUUAUUUGCGAGAUUGGCCAAUCAUCCACGAACUAACCUCAUUCCUCAACAAAUUCUACAGAAUAAGAUCCAACUAAUUUUGAUGGACAUAUAUCUGACAGCACUUGAGUCUCUCUCCCAUGACCAGUUGAUCCUUGAGGAUGAAAAAGUAAACCAACUAAUAACUGCAUGUGAGAAGCAAGGUCUACCUCAUGAGGAGCUGUUGUCAGCGUUCCUGAGCUUAAAACCUACUUGGACAUGGGAAGGCAUCCGGGAGCAGUAUUCUGCACCCCACAAGGGAAUCCAAGACUAUUACAGUGCUAUGCAUAUUGUGAUGGCCCUUAAGUGCCAAUUGCUGUCUCCUACUUUCCCACUUAUGUCUUUCCUGAAACUUUACGUACCGGCAGCGUCGCCAGGAUUUAUUUGGAAAGUGUUGAAACAGAUUAUCAAAACAGCCGAGAUGGACAUGACUAAGUACCAAAAUGUUCUGGUGCAUGUGGCCGGGCUGCUACACCUGACCCUGGACUGCGUGCCCGAGGCCCUGGCGAGGGAAGUUGUUGACCUCCUGCAUGAGUCAGGAAUGAGGCACGAGGAUCAUUGGCUUGACCUCCUCAAGAACACCAAAGUCGCUCCUGUCACAGCUAAGUAUGUGGCUCCUUUUAUCAAUACUGAUAAAGAUAUAGAGAUAAGUGAUAACAGUGUGAGGAGCUAUGAGGCUCUUCUGCCACACCUCAAGCCAUGCAGGGUGCGUAUUGUUGCCAAGAGUGAUCCUGCUGACCUGCCUCGCCUGCCAGACCUGCUGGCUGGCCUCGCCCACCAUCACUGCAUAGAGCUGAGUUUGGAACACCACUACUUCCAUGAUGAUGACGCAACCACUUCCGACCACAUCCUUCAACGUAUACAGUCUCGGAGUGACCUGGAGGUGUUCUGGGGUCAUCUGAGUAGUGAAGGGUUGGAAGCGUUGCCCCCCAGCUUGAAGUGGCUCCGCCUGGCUGUGGUGAGUGACGCCCAUGCUCGCUGCCUCCUGCCUCACCUUCACGCUGCUGUCCCUUCCAGACUGCCUCACCUUGAGCGUCUCUUUUUCCCUACUAAUGCAACUACAUUCUCUGAUAAUAUAAGGAACCUAAUCAUAAACAACAAACUCAACAAAAACCACACCAUCCUUGGAGGUGACUUCAACAUUGACCUUUGUCAACAAAAUAGCCCCCAAUUCGAAUACUUCCUAAACAGCAUGAACUCCUGUAUGCUUAUCCCCACAAUCAACAAGCCCACACGAAUUACUCAAACAUCUGCUACAACCCUGGAUCACAUAUGGACUGAUCAUUAUCCUACUUUCCUCUCAGCAUACAUGGACAUAAGACCGUCGGUUACCAAUAAACUUACCUUUAGACUACACAGCAAAGUAGCAAUAUGGAACCUCACAAAUGCACUUCAAAAUAUAAACUGGGAUUCUGAACUCAGCAAUACACAGGAUCUAAAUUCAUUAGCCGACAUUAUUCUCUUCAAAACUCUAAGCUUCUACAACACACACUGUCCUCUCCUCACGAAGCAAGUAACUGUGAAAAGAUUAAACAACCCCCGGCUCUAUGUACUAUUACAGAGGACAGGCAUACUUAAAGCAAUUAACAAGUAA